This is a messenger RNA of Pneumocystis jirovecii RU7, 537 nucleotides long. RefSeq lists its product as uncharacterized. The record is from RefSeq and is a predicted model, not a curated record. NCBI's taxonomy places the organism in Eukaryota, Fungi, Ascomycota, Pneumocystomycetes, Pneumocystales, Pneumocystaceae. Gene Ontology annotation, cellular component: EKC/KEOPS complex; cytosol; nucleus. The transcript has 5 exons. Gene Ontology annotation, biological process: telomere maintenance via recombination; tRNA threonylcarbamoyladenosine modification. Bases 1 to 537 code for a protein of 178 amino acids.
AUGCAAACAUUUAAACUGCCUAAUUAUCCAUUUGAAAGAAUAUAUAUAGCGCUUUAUAUAAAUAUUAAAAAUUUGAAUCAUAUAAAAGAUCAGCUUUUAUCUCAAAAUUCUGAUUUUAAUUAUGCGUUUAUUGAUGCAUCAACUGCAAUUUCACUCUAUCAAGUAUUAGCAGCAGUACAUAAUUCUAUUAGGAAUUAUAAAGAAAAUGAAUUACAAACUAAGAACAUUAAUUCUGAGAUAGUUUAUUCACUAUCGCCUACUUCAACUAUUAUAGAUGCCUUUGACAGAUUUGGGAUAACGGAUAAAACUGAAAGUCUCAUUAUUGUUAAAAUUAAUGGUGAAGAAGAGCAAAUUAAAAAAGAACUUGAAAAAAUAGUAAAUGGAACUGAACUAGAACCUAAUGACUUUAAUAUUAAAAGAAUAUGUAAUAUGACGAAAAUUCGAAUGAAUUAUAAAUUAGAUAAAGAGAGAUACAAUGAUUUAGGAAAGGUUACUAAUAUAAUAAUAAGUUCUAUGGCUAUGAGGUCAAUAAUUUAA